Xyrauchen texanus (razorback sucker) is the source of this 1058-nucleotide messenger RNA. Its product is annotated as cerebellin-4-like. Gene Ontology annotation, molecular function: protein binding. The transcript has 3 exons. The coding region runs from base 1 to 609 and encodes 202 amino acids. NCBI's taxonomy places the organism in Eukaryota, Metazoa, Chordata, Actinopteri, Cypriniformes, Catostomidae. The record is from RefSeq and is a predicted model, not a curated record.
AUGGUGUUGAUAAAGCGCUUUAAUAAUGUGCGUGUCGAGUGCGCGGCUCUUUUACUCUGCGUGACCGUCAUGUGGGAGCUCGCUUUGGCUCAGAAUGACACGGAACCCAUCGUCCUGGAGGGGAAAUGUCUGGUGGUGUGUGACUCAAACCCCGCCGACUGGAAGAGCUCGUCUUCGCCGCUCGGCAUCUCCGUGCGCGCCGCCAACUCCAAAGUGGCUUUCUCUGCGGUGCGGAGCAACAACCACGAACCCUCGGAUAUGAGCAACAAAACGAGGAUCAUAUAUUUCGACCGGGUUCUUGUCAACAUAGAAAACUAUUUCAUAUUGGGAUCUGUCUUUCUGUGCCCACGGAAAGGAAUAUACAGCUUCAACUUCCACGUUAUUAAAGUGUACCAGAGCCAGACUAUACAAGUGAAUUUAAUGCUAAAUGGAAAACCGGUUAUCUCUGCUUUUGCCGGCGACAAAGAUGUCACGCGUGAGGCAGCCACCAAUGGGGUUCUCCUCCACCUGAACAAAGAAGACAAGGUUUAUCUGAAACUGGAGAAGGGUAACCUGGUAGGCGGAUGGCAAUACUCCACUUUUUCUGGCUUUUUGGUUUUCCCUCUGUAAAGCAAACAAAGACUGCCACCUUUUCUGUCCAACAACCUAUCAUCAUCGCAUAACCAGCCCUUCAGCAUUUAUUGGAGGCACCUAAAUGGAAUCAUAAUUCCAGAUGUUCAUUAACUGUUGUCAAAGGACCAAGGGGGAAAUGCUUUUGUGACAGUGAUAUCUGGAGAGUGGACAUCUUCUGCAGUGCAAUAUCACAUCUAUUUCUGCUGCUGUCGUUCUUCGUAGAUCCAGGAAGCUCAAUGCAAUGUCAGACUCUUUAUGGUUACAUUUUGGUUUGUGUAUUGGCUUUUUGUGUUUUUUUUAGUGAAGUGUCUGUGAAUAUGGUAAUUUCUUCACAGAUGGGUGAACACACUAAACAGUUGCACCAAUUGUGUACACUGUAUUUCAGUGCAAUAACAGCAUUGUAUUCAUAAACCACCCACAAUCCAGUUUAACCAGGUGCAGUCUGA